This is a messenger RNA of Limulus polyphemus (Atlantic horseshoe crab), 3151 nucleotides long. Its product is annotated as leucine-rich repeat and immunoglobulin-like domain-containing nogo receptor-interacting protein 1. Gene Ontology annotation, molecular function: protein binding. NCBI's taxonomy places the organism in Eukaryota, Metazoa, Arthropoda, Merostomata, Xiphosura, Limulidae. The transcript has 3 exons. The record is from RefSeq and is a predicted model, not a curated record. The coding region runs from base 489 to 2033 and encodes 514 amino acids.
UUGGCGCUUUCUUAAGGCAGUUGUUAACUGGCCGUGGUACUCCACGGACAUGGAAGAAGCCGGCUACAUACAAAUGUAGCGUUUAAAAUAUAUCCCAGAUUUAGGAGAGUCAUGCAAUUUCUCUUACGUAAAAGCAAAACCUUGUAGGUUUUGGGGAUAAAUGCCGUAUAUAUAUAUAUAUAUCGUUUAUGCCCCUCUUAGUUUUCAGCACUUAGUUUCUGGAAGAUAAAAACUUUUAUAAACGCGUAUCUAGAUUUUUUGUUAUCAGAAGCUGAAGGUGUUGUUCGGAUAAAGUCUUCAAUAUUGUAAGAAAGAGGAUGCAGUUUACGAAGAACAACUGCGUGGAGAUUUUCCAUAGUGACGACGUUUCGGGCUCCAUGUUGAAGAAUACUUCAGGCUUGGUGUCCGGAUGAAGAAAUCCAUCAUUAUAUAGUUCGAAACGUCACCAGUGUCAAAUCUUUCAAGAGCUUAUUUUGAAUUGAAGCAUCAUGCAGUGCUUGCGGGGAUCACGUGGGAUAAUGGUUCUUCUCUUCUACAUUCUAUGUUUGUGGACAGAGGUCUCAGCCAUGUGCCCCAUGCGAUGUAAGUGUGACGAUCAAAGUCUACGAGUUUUAUGUGCUAAUGCCAACCUAGACGUAGUCCCCAUUACCUUGAAUCCAGAACUUCGUGAACUUAUUCUAAACAACAAUCACAUUAAAGGUAUAAUGUCCUCCUUUAGUGUAUACCAUAACUUGGAAUACCUGGAUGUCUCACACAAUCAGUUGGUAGAUCUGGGAGAAUACAAUUUCAAAAUGCAGGGUCGUCUAGAAUUUCUUCUAUUAAGUAGUAACAUGAUCUCUUCAGUUCACAACCACUCUUUUGUUGGUCUACAGCAGCUGAAAGUGCUGCAUUUAAAUGAGAAUUUUCUAGAAGACGUACCGUCAAGAGCGUUUGUGCAUUUGCCUAACUUAGAAACACUAGAUCUCUCACGAAAUAGAAUAAUCUCCAUUUCGGAAGACGCCUUUGAGGGACUCGAAAACAUCCGUGGUCUGUUGCUAAGAGAUAACAAACUUAAUCGCAUUCCAUCUGCUGCAUUUCAGAACGUUCCUACGUUGUUAAAACUAGACUUUGGGUUGAAUACAAUACGAGAAGUUUCGGAAGGAGCAUUUGCUUUCCUCAGACAGCUAGAAGAGUUAUCUCUAGACGGAUGUGGUCUUCGGACAAUAGAUAUUAAAGGAUUUCAGCAGUUAAGCUCUCUUCUUGUCCUAAAACUUCACGAUAAUGAACUUCAAGAGAUUCCCACAUCAGCACUGCGUAAUGUCAAUCGUUUAGAAGAACUUAAUAUAGGCCAAAAUAAGUUUAAAGAACUUAAGCCUCGUUCCUUCCAAAAGCUUAAAUAUCUUAGAAUAAUCCAAAUCAAUGGCUCUCCAAUGUUUACCAGCAUUCGUAAAGAUUCUUUGUUUGACAACAUUAAUUUACAGAAAUUUAUUAUAGCUCAUAACAAAAAUUUAAAUCAUAUUGACUCGCAUACCUUUGAUGGUCUUCCCAAUUUGAGAUACGUAAGCUUUCGUGGAAAUGCUUUUACUACAUUUAAUUACGACUUACUUCCUUGGGACGAGUUGACUGUUCUGGACGUUAGGGACAAUCCGUUGGCUUGCGACUGUAAGCUGUUGUGGCUGUGGAAAUUAUUAAGAAACAAAAAUUUUUCCAGUGAUGCUCCAAGUAAUGUUGUGGAAGUCCACUGCACAAGCCCCCCUGGAUUAAAAAAUAUGCUGCUUACAAAAGUUACGGAAGAAGAUCUCGGGUGUUAUAUAGAAAAUAGAAGACAACAAAUGAUUAUCGGUAUUAUAGUAGCUGCUGCGAUAGCAGUUGGUGGUCUUGUUUUGCUGGGUUUCCGUUACAGAGAGAAGCUUGCUGUGGCUCUUAAGAAUAAGUGGACCUCUCGAAGAAAGGAACCUCAGUACCAGAAAACAACCUGCGUGGAAGACGAAAGUACAGUGCUACAAACAACAGCUCAGCAGUCGCUAAAAAUGACACCAGUCACAGAACUGUAGACUCACUAACUGACAAGGACAAAUAAAAUCACUACUCUCAUUCUAGAUGUUCAGUAUAAGUCAUUGUAACUUUGUAUCGGUUAAACUUGCACAUCAGGUUAUUGAUGCCGCUUUAUCUUCUAUAUUGUGAUAACAUUACUAUCUUUCAAGUUAAUGAACUUAUGAUUUCUCUGUUACAACUGGAAACAUUCAUAUUUACGAUGUGAAGGACAGUAUUAUAACCUGUGCUGUAGAUGUUGGAUUAGGACAAAACGGUUUUUGUAAUGUGAAACAAACAAAUGAAAAUAUUGUGUUUGGCUUGUGAAAAAGAUCUCAAAUCUGAAGUUAAAAGUCCCGAAUAAAAAUGAUUCUUGAACAUUAACGCAUCUAUAUAUUAUAAACCAGAGUGUAUACGAAUAGUUAAAAGGAGAUAUUAAUAUUUAAAUUAAUUACUCGAAUUAUUCUCUGUGUUAUAUUGUAAACCAAUCAUGUAUCGGUGUUAUAAAAAUGUGUUUAGACUUAUAAAUGGAAGAGCUCAUAAAAAAAAAGUUUACGUUAAACUGGCACUGUGAUGAGGCUAUUCUGAGGUCUCUUUAUUGUUCGAUCUAAGUACAUUUUGUCUCUGUUGAUGUAUAUAAACAUAAAACUGGUCACAAUCUUAAGUAUAGAUUUGUAUUACUGAAAGUAUAAUUAUUGUGAUAUCUGUUGCUGUCAUCUUUGUAUUAUGUAUUGAAAAUUAUCGUUUAAACAUUAGAAGCAGAUUUAGCAACAAUUUCAAUUUAUUUUGGGUAAUCAUAAGAAUAAUAUUGCUAAAAAAAUAUGUUACUCUUUUUUAAUAUUUUGUCACCUAAACAAAAUGUAUAGUACUUCUGCUGUUCAUGUUACGUAAAUAAAAUUAUUACAUGUUUUAUCAAAGCAAGUUUUACGUUUAAUGGAUAUGUUUUAUUGAGUAAUUAUCUGUUUUCACCGAAAAGGCAACUUUUUUAGGUUGUAAAAAUCUAAAUGUUAUUUUCCUACGAUUUCAAAACUACAUUUAAAUGUUAAUCAUAAAUAAACGUUACGUCAUAGAUGAACCUCUAGCAGAAUUUAAAGUGUCAAAUAUAUGGCUUAUGAGCAUCUUUUAACACUUUAUUAACGUA